This is a messenger RNA of Notothenia coriiceps (black rockcod), 1963 nucleotides long. It is a transcript of the gene cct5, whose product is annotated as chaperonin containing TCP1, subunit 5 (epsilon). The transcript has 11 exons. Gene Ontology annotation, biological process: protein folding. NCBI's taxonomy places the organism in Eukaryota, Metazoa, Chordata, Actinopteri, Perciformes, Nototheniidae. The record is from RefSeq and is a predicted model, not a curated record. Gene Ontology annotation, molecular function: ATP binding; ATP-dependent protein folding chaperone; ATP hydrolysis activity. The coding region runs from base 126 to 1751 and encodes 541 amino acids.
GAUCCUUCCAGAAGCAGCCGGCAGACUCGUGCUGCUCGCAGUUCAGCCUCGGUCCACAUUUCCUUCUCAGAAACUGAUUAUUUUACAUCUGAACACUUUUAAAGUGUUCCAACCGCGAAGUCAAGAUGUCCUCUUUGGGGACAUUGGCUUUUGAUGAGUAUGGAAGGCCUUUCAUCAUCAUCAAAGACCAGGACAGGAAGACUCGGCUGUCGGGCAUUGACGCACUUAAGUCUCAUAUUAUGGCAGCUAAGGCAGUCGCGUCAACGCUGAAGACUUCUCUGGGACCAAAUGGUCUUGAUAAGAUGAUGGUGGACAGGGAUGGAGAGGUGACUGUCACCAACGACGGAGCCACCAUCCUCAGCAUGAUGGAUGUGGAUCACCAGAUCGCUAAACUCAUGGUGGAGCUCUCCAAGUCCCAGGAUGAUGAGAUUGGGGAUGGAACCACUGGAGUUGUCGUGCUGGCCGGAGCUCUCCUGGAGCAGGCUGAGCAGCUGCUGGACCGAGGAAUCCAUCCCAUCAGGAUCUCCGACGGUUACGACCAGGCAGCAAAGGUUGCUAUUGCGCAGCUCGACAAAAUCGCUGAAACCCUACUCUGCGAUCCCAACAACACGGAGCCUCUGAUCGAGACCGCCAUGACCACACUGGGAUCCAAAAUUAUCAACCGGUGUCACAGACAGAUGGCAGAGAUCGCAGUGAACGCCAUCCUGACCGUGGCCGACAUGGACAGGAAGGACGUAGACUUUGAGCUGAUCAAGAUGGAGGGCAAAGUGGGAGGCAAGCUGGAAGACACACAGCUCAUCAAGGGGGUGAUCGUGGACAAAGAGUUCAGCCACCCUCAGAUGCCCAAGGAACUGAAAAAUGUAAAAAUGGCCAUCCUCACCUGCCCGUUUGAGCCCCCAAAGCCGAAGACCAAGCAUAAGUUGGAUGUGACCUGCGUUGCGGACUACAAAGCUCUCCAGAAAUAUGAGAAGGAGAAGUUCCUAGAGAUGAUCCACCAGGUCAAAAGCAAUGGUGCUAACUUGGCCAUUUGCCAGUGGGGCUUUGAUGAUGAAGCCAACCACCUCCUGCUGCAGAACGACCUGCCCGCCAUUCGCUGGGUCGGAGGGCCUGAGAUCGAGUUGAUCGCCAUUGCCACAGGAGGCCGCAUCGUGCCGAGGUUCUCCGAGCUGACCCCAGAGAAGCUGGGCACCGCUGGGCUGGUGAAGGAGAUCUCCUUCGGUACCACCAAGGACCGCAUGUUGGUUAUCCAGGAGUGCAAAAACACCAGGGCCGUAACCAUCUUCAUCCGUGGAGGCAACAAAAUGAUCAUUGAAGAGGCCAAGCGCGCUCUCCAUGACGCUCUGUGUGUGAUCCGUAAUCUGGUCAGAGACAACCGUAUUGUGUAUGGAGGCGGCGCUUCAGACAUUUCAUGCGCUCUGGCUGUCAACCUGGCUGCAGAUAAGUGCCCUUCUUUGGAGCAGUAUGCCAUGAGGGCGUUUGCUGAUGCCAUGGAGGUGAUCCCCAUGGCGCUGGCCGAGAACAGCGGGUACAACCCCAUCCAGACCAUGACAGAGGUCCGCGCCCGACAGGUCAAAGAGAACAACCCCUUCCUCGGCAUCGACUGUCUGCGCAAAAACACCAAUGACAUGAAGCAGCAGCAUGUGGUGGAGACUCUGAUCGGUAAGAAGCAGCAGAUUUCUCUGGCCACGCAGGUCGUGAAGAUGAUCCUGAAGAUCGACGACAUCCGCGCCCCCGGAGAGACCGAGGACUGAAGGCUUCCUGGAACUCUUUCCACUAGGCACUUCCCCGAGCUCCAUGUCCAAACCGCACUGCGUCUUGCUAUUUAUCAUUUGAUACAAAAUGUUCAAGCUGUUCUAGUAUCAGUCACCAUUAAAAUGUUGGUCCGUUGAAACAUUUCCAGACUCUCCGGUAUCUGAUUUCAAGCCCACAAUAUGAACCUGGUAAUUAAAGCUGUAUUCCAUGA